Messenger RNA from Arachis ipaensis, 1237 nucleotides. RefSeq lists its product as uncharacterized. The record is from RefSeq and is a predicted model, not a curated record. NCBI's taxonomy places the organism in Eukaryota, Viridiplantae, Streptophyta, Magnoliopsida, Fabales, Fabaceae.
CCUCUCUCUCUCCACACACAAACAAAACACAGUCACACACCCGUUUUCACAUAUGGGGCUCCUUUCAAUGGCAAUGGCAAAGGCAAAAGCCAAAGCCACAGCCACCACCACCCACACCACCGACAUGGGUCUUCUCUUAGUCUUCUUCCCUCAGAACCACAAUGCCCCCAACACAAACACCUCCUUCAAGAGAACCAACUCUAACAACCUUAUUCUCUCCAAGACCCAAUCAACUAUCUCCAUAUGCGCACUCCUCUUCUUCCUUACUCUCCUUCUCUUCACGCUCUCCACAUUUGAACCCACUAACACACUUCAUCGUAACAACAACAAUAGCAACCACCAUCCAACUAAACUCGUCCAAUCUAAAACCCAAAACCACAAUAAUUGGUUUUUACCAAAGCGCUUCUGGCCAAACACGCCCUUCAAAUCACAACAUUCACAUUCUCCCUCCAAGGCACUUCAGAGAAUGGGCACCUUAUACCGUAGAGGAACAAGAGCAAUGACCGAUCUAGUUAUCUGCCACGUGGCCGACGAAACCACCGUCCACGAAUUCCGUUAUUUUCUCAGAUUAAUCCACCGCUCAGGACUCACUGCAAGAAGCGACGUCGUUUUUCUCUUCAGUUCUCGUUCUCUGUCCUCCUCCUUCGCGCCGGUUAUUCGCGAAGAGAACGAAGCUUUCUCCUCGCUUGUUGAGCUGCACUCUGAGUUGAACUCGACUCGAUGGAGCCAGUUGAAGCACGGGAAGAAGAACAACGACGCGAGUCGGACGAGCCAGCGCCAGGUCAACCCUGCCGUCGUGAUGGGCGGCGCUCGCGGCGUCCGGCGGUUAGCAAAUGCGGUUGUGGUGGAGAUCGUGCGGGCAGCGAUGCAGCAAAGGAAGAGGAAGAAUUCAGUAUCCGAGUCAGCGAUACUGAGUCAACUCACCGGCGGGAACGAGAUCAUGUUGAAGGGAAAAGGCGUUGAGUUAAUGGAGCCGAGCGAGUCGAUCCCUGAUGCGAGUCAACUCAGUGGGCGAAACUCGGGCGCGUCGCUUUCAGAUUAUGCAAUAAUUCAACGCGGGACAACGAGUAAUCAUGAUUUAAUUAAUUCUGUUAUUAAAAAGCAAAUUUGUUCUUCUGUGGUUGAUUCUUCUGUCUAUAGAGAUUGUUAGCAAUUACUUAGCUUAAAAAAAUAAAAAAAAUAAAACACUUAGUGCACACACAAAUUUUCACAUUGUUGUUGUCAUUAGAAUUAUUAA